This is a messenger RNA of Adineta steineri, 627 nucleotides long. The record is from the annotation of a GenBank genome assembly. NCBI's taxonomy places the organism in Eukaryota, Metazoa, Rotifera, Eurotatoria, Adinetida, Adinetidae.
AUGGCAGGUUCAGCUCGUCUUCAAAAAGAACUUCAAAUUAAAUCAAAACAAGCAUUAGCUGUAGCAACUGAUCCAUUAGAGCGUUUACGUGCUGCAUGUUUGGCUCGAGGUGCACAAGGUAUUAAGGGUUUAUCAAUUUUGUUUCGUGUGAUGGAUGAUGAUGGAAAUAGAAAGUUAAAUAUGGAUGAAUUCAGAAAAGGUGUUCAAGAAUAUGGUUUGAAUUUUUCAAAAGCUGAAACCGAGGAACUUUUUCGUAAAAUGGAUGGUGAUCAAAAUGGUAGUAUUGAUUAUGAAGAAUUUUUGCGUCGAUUACGACCUCCAAUGACUAACUUUCGUCUUGAUCUAAUUGCAAAAGCAUUUGCAAAACUUGAUAAAAACCAUGAUGGUACGAUAACUGUUGACGAUUUACGCGGUGUUUACAUUGUAAAAAAUCAUCCAAAAUAUCAGAAUGGUACAUGGAGUGAAGAUCAAGUAUUGGCGCAUUUUCUUGAUACCUUUGAUUAUGGUACUCAUAAAGAUGGAGUUGUAACACGUGAUGAAUUCAUCGAUUAUUAUUCGGGCGUUAGUGCUUCUAUCGAUAAUGAUAUGUAUUUUGAUCUAAUGAUGCGAAAUUCAUGGAAAAUUUAA